UAACACAUGCAAAACCCAAAUUAUCCGGAUCCGGUAAAAAAAAAAAAUCCUCCAAAAUUGACUUCAAAGCCUUUCUCCACUCUCUCUUAGCAAGCAUACUCUCUCUCUCCGUCAAUUCUCUAAUGGCGGAUCAAGAGGACGUGUACUCAGUCUGGGCCUUGCCGCCGCCGGAGGUCAGCGACCGGAUCAAGGCGCUGACGGCGACCCUCCGGUCGGAGUUCGGUGGGCCCCAAUUCGACCCGCACAUCACCGUCGUCGGAGCGAUCAGGCUCACCCGCGAAUCCGCGACCCGGUAUCUCAGAACCGCAUCCGAAUCGCUCUCCCCUUACGCCGCACGCGUCGCCGCCGUCGCACGCGGGUUCUUCUACCAGUGUGUUUACCUCCUCAUCGAGCCGACCCCCGAGGUGCUGGAGGCUGGUGCUCACUGCUCUAAACACUUUGGAUAUGAGGCCCCAACACCUUAUAUGCCCCACCUGAGCCUCUUAUAUGGAGAUCUAACAGAGGAAGAGAAGGAAAAAGCCCGAAAGCGUGUUGAGGAACUGGACGCAGGGCUCGUUGGUCUAGCAUUCAAGGUGUCUUCGAUUGGCCUCUUCAAGACUGAUACAGAGGACAAGAGCUUGAAAUCAUGGGAGAAGAUAGAGAUAUGUGAUCUUAAGUAGCGUUUACCACUCUCUAACUGUGAGCUUGUGUUUCCUUCUGUGUCAAUAUCUGUUGCGUUCGCGGUACCGUGUUCUUUUGAUUUUGGGAUAAAUUGGAACUUGCUUUUUGGUCAGAGAUGGUAGGAGUUAUCUAUCUUGUUUGUCAUAAGGACUUGGAAUAAGCAUUUGCUCGUGCAGUUUAUCAGUGUAAAGGGUUCUUGUUUAUGUAUUAAAGGUGUAUUUUUAUUGUCGGUUCCUCUUUUAA
Messenger RNA from Asparagus officinalis (garden asparagus), 903 nucleotides. Its product is annotated as cyclic phosphodiesterase-like. Gene Ontology annotation, molecular function: 2',3'-cyclic-nucleotide 3'-phosphodiesterase activity. Gene Ontology annotation, biological process: cyclic nucleotide metabolic process. Lineage: Eukaryota; Viridiplantae; Streptophyta; Magnoliopsida; Asparagales; Asparagaceae. The transcript has 3 exons. The coding region runs from base 123 to 659 and encodes 178 amino acids. The record is from RefSeq and is a predicted model, not a curated record.